AUGAGUAUAAAAAGAUCAAAGAAUCAAUUAAGAAGAGAGAAAGCAAAACAGAGAAAGAUAGAAAGCAAAGAUGUUGGUGAGGAUGUUGGUAAGGAUGUUGGUAAAGAUGCUAAAGAUAUAGAGAAAGAAACUGGCCUACAGAAUGGUGAUGAGAUAAAGAAUAAUCAAGAUGCCAUGCCAGAGAAAGAUAGCAAAGAAGAACCAGUAGUAGAUCAAGAACCAACAAUCAACCUAGAUACAAAUUCAGAAUUAUUCAAACAAUACAAGUCAAUACUAAACAAAUUCAAACCAAAAGAACAACCACAACAACAACCACAACAACAACUCCCAAAAUCAUCAUCAAAACGUGAUAAAAUCCAAGUAUUCAACCAAUCAGACACAUCAUCCUCAGAAUCAGAACCAGAAGAAUCAGAACCUAAAUUAUCAAAACGACAACUUCGCAAAAUUUCAAAACCACCCCUUUCCAAACUCAAAUUAUCUACAAAUUAUCCCGAAAUUGUAGAUUGGUCAGAUGCAGAUUCAAAAGAUCCAUACUUACUCAUCUCCAUUAAAUCACAUCCGAAUAUAAUUCAAGUACCAUCUCAUUGGAAUUCCAAGAAGGACUAUUUAUCAAGUCGAAAAGGUUUUGACAAAAUGCCAUUUCAAUUACCUUCAUUCAUAAAAGAAACAGGGAUUGAAGAAAUGAGACAAGUUAACGAUAGGUCAUUAAGACAAUCACAAAGGGAAAAAACACAAGUUAGAAUGGGCAAACUCGACAUAGACUACGAGAAGCUCUACAAUGCCUUUUUCCGAAAUCAGUUUAUAUCCAGGCCGAGAUUGUUUCCGUUUGGAGAAUUGUAUGAAGAAGGUAAAGAGAUUUCAGAUAGUUUGAAUAAGGUAGUGGCUGGGAUAAGACCUGGUGUUCUAAGUUCUAAAUUGAGAAAGGCUUUGGGAAUGCCUGAGAAUGACCAAUCAAUUGCACCUGCUUGGAUUACUAUCAUGAAGGAAAUAGGUAAACCUCCGGCAUAUGAGAAUUUAAUAAUCCCGGGUAUUGAUUGUGAUUAUAAAAAUCUGGGAUAUAUUGAUAAAGAUAAUGAUGUAAAUAAAUCUGAUUUUGUAUAUUUUGGAAAGAUUAAUAAUUUGGUUGAAAGUGAAUCUGAAAGUGAAAGUGAAAGUGAAGAAGAAGAAGAGGAAGAGGAUGAAAGUGAAAAUGAGAAAGAGGAAGAAGAAGAGGUAAAAGAGGAGGUAGAAGAGGUUAAUGAGCUUAAAGAGGAGGUAGAAGAGGUAAAGGAAGAAGUUAAAGAGAAAUCUACAUUUGAAAUAUUAUCUGAAUUACCAGCAGAACCUAAAAAUCUAUAUAAAGUUUUGAAAGAGAAUAAGAAUGAUGAUUUAUCUAUAACUGGUCAUUCUUAUCAAUCAGAUUUCGAAUUUUAG
Molecule: messenger RNA, 1413 nt
Organism: Insectozyma verbasci
Lineage: Eukaryota; Fungi; Ascomycota; Pichiomycetes; Serinales; Debaryomycetaceae
Source: the annotation of a GenBank genome assembly